Heterocephalus glaber (naked mole-rat) is the source of this 1761-nucleotide messenger RNA. It is a transcript of the gene Krt84, whose product is annotated as keratin 84. Gene Ontology annotation, biological process: intermediate filament organization; keratinization. The record is from RefSeq and is a predicted model, not a curated record. Gene Ontology annotation, cellular component: keratin filament. Gene Ontology annotation, molecular function: structural constituent of skin epidermis. Lineage: Eukaryota; Metazoa; Chordata; Mammalia; Rodentia; Bathyergidae.
AUGUCUUGUCGCUCCUACAGAGUCACCUCUGGUCGCCGGGUGGGCAACUUCAGCUCUUGCUCAGUAGUGACCCCCCAGAACCAUUUCCAGGCCAGCUCUGUCUCCUGCAGGAGUAGGUCUGGCUUCCGGGGUCUGGGUGGCUUUGGUAGUCGGAGUGUCGUCAACUUUGGAUCUUGCUCACCCCGGAUAGCAGCUGUGGGCCCUCGUCCCCUCCACUGCGGUGUUGGCUUUGGUGCUGGCAGUGGGGUGGCCUUCGGCAGUGGUGUUGGUCUGGGGUUUAGAGCUGGCAGCAGUGUUGGUCUGGGAUUUGGAGCCAGCAGUGGCCUUGGUUAUGGCUUUGGUGGCCCUGGCUUUGGCUACAGAGUUGGAGUUGGUGUCGGAGGUCCAGCACCCCCAUCUAUCACAGCUGUGACUGUUAACCAGAGCCUGCUGACCCCGCUCAACUUGGAGAUUGACCCCAAUGCCCAGAGGGUGAAGAAGGAUGAGAAAGAGCAAAUCAAGACCCUCAACAACAAGUUUGCCUCCUUCAUUGACAAGGUGAGGUUUCUGGAGCAACAGAACAAACUGCUAGAGACCAAGUGGAGCUUCCUCCAAGAACAGAAAUGUGCCAGGAGCAACCUGGAGCCUCUUUUUGAGAACUACAUCACCAACCUGAGAAGGCAGCUGGACAUACUGGUCAGUGACCAGGCCCGGCUGCAGGCUGAGAAGAACCACAUGCAAGACAUCCUUGAGGGCUUCAAGAAGAAGUAUGAAGAGGAGGUGGGAUUCCGAGCCAAUGCUGAGAAUGAGUUUGUGGCUCUGAAGAAGGAUGUAGAUACAGCUUUCUUGAAUAAAUCUGAUCUGGAAGCCAACGUGGAUAUGCUAACUCAGGAAAUUGACUUCCUGAAAGCCUUGUACUUGGAGGAAAUCCAAUUGCUGCAAUCACACAUCUCAGAAACAUCAGUCAUUGUGAAGAUGGACAACAGCCGAGACCUGAACCUGGAUGGGAUCAUUGCUGAGGUCAAGGCGCAGUAUGAGGAGGUGGCCAGGCGCAGCCGUGCUGAAGCUGAGGCCUGGUACCAGACCAAGUAUGAGGAGAUGCGGGUGACCGCGGGCCAGCAUUGUGACAACUUACGUAACACGCGGGAUGAAAUCAAUGGGCUGACUCGGCUGAUUCAGAGGCUGAAGGGAGAGAUUGAGCACGCCAAAGCUCAGCGAGCCAAGCUGGAGGCUGCCGUGGCUGAGGCUGAGCAGCAGGGCGAGGUGGCCCUCAACGACGCCAAGUGCAAGCUGGCAGACCUGGAGGGUGCCCUGCAGCAAGCCAAGCAGGACAUGGCACGGCAAUUACGGGAGUACCAGGAGCUCAUGAACGCCAAGCUGGGCCUGGAUAUCGAGAUCGCCACCUAUAGGCGACUGCUGGAGGGCGAGGAGAUCCGGAUCUGCGAAGGUGUUGGACCAGUAAACAUAUCUGUGAGCAGCUCCCGGGGAGGUGUGGUGUGUGGGCCUGAGCCAUUGUUCUCCAGCUCCACCCUCUCCCGUGGUGUCACCUUCUCGGGUGGUGGCAGCAGCAUCCACACCAGCAGAGGGGUCCUGACUUCUGGCAGCUCGAGCCUGGGUGGAGCCCGAGGUGGCUCCGUGAUUGUGGAUGAGGCCUGUGUUCCCAGUGUCCCCCGCCCGCUGCCCACCGAGGGUGGCUUCAGCAGCUGCAGCGGUGGCCGGGGCAGCCGCAGCUCUAGCAUCCGCUUCUCGUCCACCACCACCACCUGCCGGACCCGGCACUGA